Molecule: messenger RNA, 2378 nt
Organism: Paramecium octaurelia
Lineage: Eukaryota; Ciliophora; Oligohymenophorea; Peniculida; Parameciidae
Source: the annotation of a GenBank genome assembly
AUGGAUUCUUAGCACUCUAAUAAGAAAAUUUGCUUUGAAGAAACUUUGGUUAACAUGGAAGCUUAAAAUAUAACUGUUGACAAGUGGGAUAGAUUUAAAUAAGAAUUUGUGAAGACUAUAAUUCAAAUCAACUAUACAAAAGAACAAUAUAUCAUUUAUUCAUAAGAUGGAGUAAUUCUAAGAAUGUAGUAUUCUAUGAUAAUUUAAAUUAGGGAUCAAAUAAGAGGGGGUUGUAAAAGUUCAGAUAUAUUGAGUAAUGUGGAUUAGAUUUAAUAUCUUUUUUUUUAAGGUUAAUAUGAGUAAAAUGAAAGAAAAUCUGGUAGAUGGAGGGCCACUUGGGAUGGAGAAGUUAUUGAAAAUGUUGGAGGGUACUAUGAGAAUGGAUUAAAAUAAGGAUUCUGGAAGGAAUUGAAUAAAAAUUAUUGCAGGUAACAAAGAUUAGCAUUCCAAAAAUGUCCAGCUGAAAUUUUUAAAAUUGGAGAAUACUCUAAUGAUUAAAAAAUUGGUUUAUGGAAAUUUUUUUAUGAUGAUAAAUAGAUGUAAUAUUUUUGAUAUUAUAUUUAGUGGAGGAGGCUUCUAUGAUGGGUAAGCUUAAAAGACUGGUAAAUGGAUUGAGGUAAGUAAUGGAUUCAAUAAAAGUUCAUAAGUUACUUAUCAUGGUGAAUAUAAGAAAGGUAAUAAAGUUGGAAUUUGGGAUAUUUUCUUUGUUGAUAUUUAUAAUACAUCGAAAUAAAUGUAAAAAAUUCUUAUUAAUUUUAAGUGGCGGCGGAUUAUAUGAUAUAAAUGGGAAUGACACUAAGAAUGGUAAGUGGAUUGAGUUGAGCGAAUGGGUUGAUAUCAAAUCAUGUAUUACUCUGAAUGGUGAAUAUAAAACUGGAAGAAAAAUAGGUAGGUGGGAUAUUUUAAUUUACAAAUACCAAUAGCACGACAAUCGAGAAAUAAGAAAAAUGUAACUUUAAAUUAAUAGCAUUUAGAGGUGGUGGAUUAUAUGAUGAUAAAGGUGAAGGCACUAAAAUAGGAAGAUGGAUUGAAAUAAAAGAUAAAUAUGAUGAUAUUUCAUAAAUCAUCUUUACUGGUGAAUAUCAUAAUGGUAUAAAAAAUGGUAAUUGGGAUAUUCUAUUUUCAGAGAAGGGCUUCUAAAAUUAUGAAAAGAUGUAAAAUUAUCAAAAUAAUCCUUAGAGGAGGAGGAUCUUAUAAGAAUGAAUUGGGUAAACCAAUUAAAAUCAAAAAUUGGGUUGAAUCGAGUGAUAAUUAUAAAGCCAAUUCAAAAGUUGUUUACACUGGUGAAUAUAAGAAUGGCUAAAAAGUUGGUAGAUGGGAAACUUAGAUUAAAGAUUUGUUCUCAAAAAACAAUUAAUUGAUGUAUAGAUUUCAUCAUCUCACUAUAGUUUGGGUGGAACUUACAAGGAGUCAGAAAGUGGAUCAAUAAAAAUUGGAAGAUGGGUUGAAUUGAGUAAUGAGUUCAAAAACUAGUAAUAAAUUAUGUAUAGCGGUGAAUAUAAUAAAGGUAAAAAAGUUGGUAGGUGGGAUAAUUGGUAUAAUUGGAGUUCAAAAUAUUAGAUGAUGUAAAAAAUAAAAAUAGUAUUUAGGGGUGGAGGAUUAUAUGACGAAAGGUCGAUUAAAAUCGGAAAGUGGACUGAGUUGAGUGAAGAAUAUAGCAAUUCAUUAUGUAUCAUGUUUAACGGGGAAUAUAAAGAUAGUAAAAAGGUUGGGAAAUGGCAAACUAAUCAUUGGCAAACAAUUCCUGAAAAGAAUAAAAAAAUGUAAUUAUGGAAUUAUUAAAAUUAAUAGUGGUGGUGGAGUUUAUGAUUAAAUGGAGGGAUACUUGAUCAAAGUAGGAAAAUGGGUUGAGUUAAGUGAUGAUUAUAAAGAAAAUUCAUAAAUUACAUACAGUGGUGAAUAUAAAAAAGGUAAAAAAGUUGGUAAAUGGGAUACUUGGUAUAAAGAUGAGAGAGGAAUAAAAAAUAAAUUGAUGUAAUUAGUAAAAAUAGUAAGUAGAGGGGGCGGAUCAUAUGAUGACAUAAAUUCGAUUAAAAUUGGAAAAUGGAUAGAAUUGAAAUAUGGAUUGAGAGAUUUAGGCAGAGUAGUUUGUAUUGGUAAUUAUAAAAAUGGCAGCAAAACAGGAGAAUGGCAUUUUUAAUUUAAUAAAUAAAAGAUGUAAAUAUUAAAAAGUUAUCACAUAAUAUAGUGAUGGUGGAUGCUAUGACGAAGUAGGUGAAGGAAUUAAGAUCGGAAAAUGGACUGAGUUGAGCGAUAUUUUUGAUGAUAACAGUUAAAAUAUUUACAAAGGUGAAUACAAAAAUGGAAAAAAAAUUGGAAUAUGGGAGUUGUUUAAUAUUUUCAAGAAUAAACAAUUGUAAUGGAUUGAUUAUAAUUGA